CUAGACCUCUUUCCGAUCCAUCUUGAGUCCUUGACCCUGGGUACCUAGGUACCAUUCACCCACAUACCAUUCAUCCACACAUAGGCCGCCACUGGCCCAUGAACAACUCGACUGCCUUCUCCCUUCUUCACCUGAAAGUCUGACGUCGAUACCUUCUCGACUUGCUUCUUUCUGCUUUCUUCCCUGUAAAAAGCUGGAACUCUUCUCUUUACCACACCUGGGCCAACUUACAUUCCUCCAUCCUUCGCGUAACCUUGGGUAACACUCCUGCGCAACAUUCCACAAGGCUAAUUUUCCACUCAACAACUCUCACAAACGGGCCUCCAGUCUAAAACAACCCCCCCUCUGCUCGUCUGUUGUCGUCAAGACUCUCCAUCUCACCUCACUUUUUGCCGUUUCCCUUUGAUCUUGACCAUCACCACCUCAUACAGAAGACACGCCCGAGAACCAUGAGGUUUCUACCCACCGUCUUGACGGUGGCCCUUGCUACCCAAGGCGUCCUCGCCAGCAACUGGUUCGGAAGAAGCGGCACUGACGUCCGCACCCCAGCCUACAACAAUUGGCAUGAGUCGGAACUCGAGCGGUGGCUCUCCGAUCACGAUAUUCCCUAUCCUACUCCGGCCGACAGGAAGGACCUUGAGAAGCUCAUCGAGAGAAACUGGGACAACUAUAUUGUUUCUCCCUACUACUCGUGGGACACCGAGAGACUCCAAUCCUACCUCAAGUCCAAGGGUGUUGAGGCCCAGAAGGGUGCCGAGUCUAGCAAGGAUUCUCUCCUUUCCCAGGUCCAGUCUUCGUGGUACGAGACCAGCGACCAGGCCCAGGAGGCUUGGGGAAGCGUCAAGGAUUGGAUCUUCGACACCUGGACCGACAGCGAGCUCAAGGCUUUCUGCGACAAGCAUGACCUCCCUGUUCCCCAACCCCGCAAGCGUGACACCCUCCUUCAGACGAUCCGCUCCAACUACGAAACUGUCGCUCAAAAAACGAACGAUGCCAUUUCAUACCCCGGAGACUGGCUGUACGAGACUUGGACUGAAUCCGAUCUCAAGGAGUGGCUCGACACUCACGGUAUCCCUGCCCCGCAGCCCACGACGCGCGACCGUCUCGUUGCCACGGUUCGCCGGAACUCGCGCCUUGCCUAUCUGAAAGCACAGGAUCAAGCCGCUAGUGCUUCCUCCAGCGCUGCUCAGGCUUAUGCCACCUUGACUGACCAGAUCAUCGAUGCCUGGGGCGAGUCGCAGCUCAAGGAAUUCGCUGACAAGAACGGUAUCCCUGUCCCCCAGGGUACUAGGCUCAACGAGCUUCGUGCUCUGAUUCGUAAGCAUCGUGCCGAUUUCCUCCACGAGAAUGUCUCCAAGAAGGCUACCGAUGCCUUUGGUGCCGCCACGUCAAGCGCCGGCAACGAGUAUGCUCGCGCUACGGACAAGGCAUCCCUCGCCGCCCAGGAGGCUUUCAACCAGGCCGUCGGCACGUGGAGCGACAGCCGGCUCAAGAGCUAUCUCGAUUCUCGUGGCAUCCCUGUCCCUCAGGGCUCCAAGUCGGACGAGCUCCGCGCUCUGGUUCGGAAGCAUGCCCACAGGGCUGCUUCGGGUGGGAAUGCAUGGAUCUACGACGACAUGUCCCUCGAGAACCUGAGGGCCUAUCUCGCCAAAAAUGGAGACGCCACCGCGAAGAAGCUUGCCGAGAAGAAAGAUGCCACCCGCGAUGAACUGGUCAGCGCCGCCCAGUCUGGAUACGCCUCGGCCUCCGCAGCCGGGGGCGCCCAGUACGCAUCUCUGACCAGCUACCUCGCCCAGGCCACACAGGCGGUGAAGGACAGUGCCUUCGACACGUGGAGCGAGAGCGAGCUCAAGAACUACCUCGACAGCUACGGCAUCCCGGUUCCUCAAGGCUCUACAACCAACGAGCUGCGCGCCGCCGCCCGCAAGCACUACACCUUCUUCAAGUACGGCACCACGACGCCCUCCGGGACCAUCCUCACCAGGAUCGGCGACACUUUUAAGAAUACGUGGAACUGGGUCGCAGGACAGGUCGGCCUGGGCGCUGAGGCUGCGAAGAAGAACACUAACGAGGCCGAGGAGAAGAUUCGUGCCGAGCUGUGAUAAGUCUUGUAAUGGUCAUUGGAGUUUGCUCCCGCCAAAUAAUAGUAUCUGGCGGGAACGGGAGCCAGGGGGACAAAGUCACUGGAAUCACGAGACACAGGAGAAAGUAUGGAGGAUUUCGAGGAGCAGUGAACGAGACUGGCUUUGAAAACGGAACGGAAUGGAUGGGAGUCAUGGGACGAUCCGAAGACUGGUUUCUUUUAGCUUUUUUUCCGCCUUCUCUUUUUCUUUUGUUAACGUGUAACGUGGACUGAAUAUCACUAUUUAUUUCUACUUAAAGUAAUAGGGGCUUCAUGUAGUAUACUGUCUGUAUGACAACGGCGGCAUGGCCCGCAUUGGGGUGUAUUGUAUGAUACCUUUUUUUACGACUCCUGAGCACGUUCAUCAUCCC
Sodiomyces alkalinus F11 is the source of this 2493-nucleotide messenger RNA. RefSeq lists its product as hypothetical. The record is from RefSeq and is a predicted model, not a curated record. NCBI's taxonomy places the organism in Eukaryota, Fungi, Ascomycota, Sordariomycetes, Glomerellales, Plectosphaerellaceae. The transcript is spliced from 6 exons. Bases 450 to 2102 code for a protein of 550 amino acids.